CCACGCCAUACACGUAGUUCGUGCCGGAGAAGACCAAAGUCGUCUCGUCUGUAUUAUAUUGAUGGUGGUUUGCUAACGACAAAAUGGUUUACCUUCCCCUGAUAGUUGGCUUUUCACUGGUUGCUUUUGGUUACUCUCAAGAUCUAGAACUUCAGCACUCCUCAACAUCAAACUAUAUUAUAAGAGAAACCACAGAAUCCGCACGUUCCAGUACCACAACCUCCACGUCCGAUCCCCAUGAGAAGGACAAAGAAAAGGAGACCGAAAUAUCCAAAGUCCAGAAGGCUCUUUCCUGGCUCGUGACACAGAGAGAGACCGACUGGGGUUGGAGGAACGACACCCCCAAAGUAUUGACGGCCCUCCAACUCGCCCCAAGGGAUGAAACCUCCAAGCAACUGGCGGAUCCUCUGGAGAUCCAAUUGUCUCUUAAGCAGAUGGAAGUGGAGAUUGUUGUUUUGUUGUGGAGACAUCACGAGGUCCCUUUAACCCCACCGAAACUAGCCCAAUACUGCCUGGCCCUUUGCGCCAUGUGUUCGGACCCAAGACAAUUUCACGGACACGAUCUCAUUGGAAGUCUGCAACACCACGAGCCGAUACACGACAUCGAGUUUGCAUACGCCACCCUUGCGGCGUGUACAGCGAGAGCACAUGUCAGAAAGAAGCAAAUUCGGAGGUUGUUGGACAUCGCAAACACCGCCAAAGACCAUAAUAUAGACACUGUAGCAAUGACAAUUUUGGCUCUAAGAUGCAUAGUCAAAGAUCACAGACAUAGAAAUUUGCAACACACUUUGCGAAGACCCAGUAUAAAUCUAGCAAGGCAACAGCAACAAGAUGGCGGUUUUGGUAAUUUGUAUAAUACAGCACUCACACUACAAGCUUUACAAGACAUGAACGAAAUUAAUCACCACUGGAACCGAACCGCUGCUAAAGCAUACAUAGAGUCAAAACAAGACCCGGAUGGCGCUUUUACUGACCCUAACUUAACUGCCGAAGUGGUCCUCGCUUUAUCCGAAAGAGGACUUGGACAUAUCAGAAACACUGAUUGUGGAAAAUACGAUAGUGAUUUGGACAAUCAUGUUGAAAUCGACGGCCUAACCAAAUCAUUAUCAAAUCACGGCAACGAUUCCGAAAUACGAAACGUAACAGUUUCGUAUACCCUAUGGGUCGGUUCCAACGUAACCGAAAACGCCACAAUAAGCGUAACUGCGCCCAGAAAUACGUCUUUCUACAAUAUCAUGCAGUUAGCAUCAGAAUUGGAUCCACAUUUCGCUUUCGAGGCGUCCGAAUGGCCGAACGGUCACUACGUUCACACUUUGGCUGGCUACAAGGAGGAACCAAUGGGUUACCAUUAUUGGUUGUUGUAUAGAUUACCAGAGCUUCCUGAUCCAUUGACUCCGCCUGCCAAUCAGCUAGUAGCUCCUGUGGGUGUGGAUGACCUACUAAUAGAAGAAGGAGACCAUUACCUUUUCUGGUACAAGAAACUGUAAAAAAACUAACAAAAUACAUUUUGGUUUAUGUUAGAAAAAAGUUCUUUUUUAUAUAUGUUAAGUGUGUGCUCUGAUCAUAUCCUCUCUUUUUUAAGCUUCGUGAUCGUGCGAAAUUGUUCGAAAAUAUUUAAACUAAAGCUUUUCUGGCUUGAAGCUUAAACUGUGUACAAAGACAAACUGAUAGUAAAGAUUAGGGGUAAUGGUAAGAUAGGAUAACAGACAAAUUUCCUUUGAAAUUUUAUCUUAAUGUUCGAUGAUCUUCAAACCUAGUUUGCAGUAUCUCAAAUCACUCUUUAGUUUGUUAACGUUAGAUUGUAAAAUCAUGUUAGAAAUAACAACCACUAUCAGCACGUUUGGAGUAGAGCUCGUCUCUCUGACUGUCCUAUCUUAAUAUUAAUAAUCUUUGCUGAUAUUAAAGGCUGUUUUAGUAAAGUUCCAACCACAAACGUACACUCUUUUUUGUGAUAAUCACUAACCAAAUGUGAACUUUGCUGCAGUAUUUAUAUUUGAAAAAUGGUCUUAGCUGUUACUAUAUACUUAUGUACUGAUUCUGACAAAAAUUGUUAAACAUACAGUACGACAAGAUUGAGAUGGCAAAUAUGAAUUCGAUGUCCACUGGCAAAUCUAAAAAUGGGAGGAGUUAUAUCAGUUAAUGGCUGAACUUUGAUGCUAUUGUUUCAGUGAUCUAUUUUUGUUCACUUGUGCAGUGUUACCAAAUUUAUCUAUUUUAAAUUUUUGCCUGUGUGCAUCUAGUUCUGACGAUUCCAAUCUUGUCGUACUGUACAUAUUUAAAAUAUACAAAAACCAAAUUUGGAUAGCAUACUUUUACAAAAACAUACAUAACAGUGUGUCUUAAAAAUUAUCCACCCUAUUACGUAAUUUCAUAUUAAACCGUUAAUAUAUUAUUAGCAUACUACGAGGUAAGUCUUAAGCCGUAACAUACUUCUUAAACAUGUUACAAACUUGCACGCUUGUGAUAAAAUUUGUUUUUCAAAAGAUUUUAUUAAAAUUGUAACAAAAAUUCAAGGCAGAUAAUAUAUGAGACACACUGUAUCUAAACACAAUGAAUUAAGGUGUUUCUAUUUUUCUUUC
Molecule: messenger RNA, 2579 nt
Organism: Psylliodes chrysocephalus
Lineage: Eukaryota; Metazoa; Arthropoda; Insecta; Coleoptera; Chrysomelidae
Source: the annotation of a GenBank genome assembly